Molecule: messenger RNA, 710 nt
Organism: Sitodiplosis mosellana (orange wheat blossom midge)
Lineage: Eukaryota; Metazoa; Arthropoda; Insecta; Diptera; Cecidomyiidae
Product: deoxycytidylate deaminase-like
Exons: 1
Coding region: 1-597 (198 amino acids)
Biological process (GO): dUMP biosynthetic process; dTMP biosynthetic process
Cellular component (GO): cytoplasm
Molecular function (GO): dCMP deaminase activity; zinc ion binding
Source: RefSeq, a predicted model, not a curated record
AUGAAAAGAAAAAGAGGCCAAGAAAAAGAGCCAUUACCCUCAACUAUGGAGAGUGCUAGCAGUGAAUUGAAAGCGAACGAAGAAGUGGAAAAUUCUACAGGAAAGCGAAAAAACUAUUUGAAAUGGGAAGAUUACUUCAUGAGUGUUGCCCUUAUUUCUGCGCAACGUAGUAAAGAUCCAAAGACACAGGUCGGUGCCUGUAUUGUAAACGAAGAUAAACGAAUUGUUGGUGUCGGUUACAAUGGAUUUCCGUCCGGUGUGAGUGAUAAUGAAUUCUCAUGGAAUAAACCAUACAAACACUUGUACGUGGUACAUGCUGAGGAAAACGCUAUAAUUAUUCAAUUUUCAGCCGACUUAAAAAAUAGCACAAUUUAUGUGUCGUUGUUCCCAUGCAAUCGCUGUGCUCAAAUCAUCAUCCAAUCUAAAAUUGAAAAGAUCGUUUACAUGUCAGAUAAAAAAGCAGACACGGAAGAAGUGAAAGCAUCGAAAGAUAUGUUGGAUGCGGUUGGCAUUAAAUAUGAACAAUAUGAACCAUCGUGCAAGGGAUUGCAGUUAGAUUUAACAGAUUUUGAUAAUCAAAAAAUCGUGCAAUCUUGAUAAUCAACAUGCAUGAUCAAAAAGAAUUCAAAGGCAAAUGUUUAGUAUUGUUUAACUACUUUAAUGUAAAACACAAAACAUUCUUGAAUAAACAAUGAAAUUUCCAAUAUAAA